Messenger RNA from Ambispora gerdemannii, 534 nucleotides. The record is from the annotation of a GenBank genome assembly. Lineage: Eukaryota; Fungi; Glomeromycota; Glomeromycetes; Archaeosporales; Ambisporaceae.
AUGUCCAAAUUAGCUUUGAAACUCAUUCUUUUCUUCCAAUUAAUUUUUUUAACCCACUUUAUCGCUAAAAUCGGCGCAACUGGAUCUUUCCUCGUUGAUAAUAGCCAUUAUCAAGAUAUCAAUGUUUUUAGAUCAAAUACUACAAACGAAAUUUCGCAUCAACCUGUUACAGACCUUCAUCUAAAAGAUCCAGGAUCAAAUAAACUUGAACUCGACGAUCAUGAACUUGAAUCAGACUUUCAACUAAAAGAUCCAGGAUCGAAUAAACUUGAACUCGACGAUCAUGAACUUGAAUCAGACGAUAUUGAUACGUUAUUGGGAGAUGAUGACGACGAUAUAAAUGCUGCACAACGUUUAAAUAGAAGAAGUAUAAACCUAGCACGACGUCGAUGCCGAAGAACUUGUACUGUUUUCGUCGUUUUAGAAGACGUUUCUCGAGGGAGGGUCGAAGUAGAAGGGGAAGGAGUCCAAGAAAAUAAUUGGAAAGAUUCAAUAAUUUUUUUAGAUGGUAGACUGAGAGACGAAGCAAAGUAG